CGCGUUUCCGGUUCCUGGGUCGGCCUCGCUCAGCGCUCGUUCGCUCGUCGUGUUGCCGCGUGAGCUGCCGCCGUGGUGCUAGAGAAGGAGGGAGGAGGAUGAUGAUGAUGAUGAUGGCGGAGCUGGCGCAGGGACAGGCCUCGGUAGCAGCAGCAGCGGCGGCGGCGGCAGCAGCAGCGGUGGCUCAGCCCGGGAUGAAGACAGACGGCUUCGCCGACGCUUUGCACCGGGCGAGACAGAUUGCGGCUAAAAUGGGCGGAGACCCGAUGCCCCAUCUGAACCACUCUUCUCCUGUUGUCGAUCCCUCAAUUUAUGGCUACGGAGGGCAGAAACGCUCCCUAGAUGAAGGAGUAGGGAACCAGCUUGGUGCAAUGGUACAUCCAAGGGCUAUAAUAACAGAAGACUUCAAAGUGCCUGAUAAGAUGGUGGGCUACAUUAUCGGUCGUGGUGGUGAGCAGAUCACUCGAAUCCAGUUGGAAUCCGGGUGCAAGAUCCAGAUCGCCGCCGACAGUGGAGGUAUGAUUGACCGGCCUUGCACCUUGACUGGGAGUCCAGAGAGCAUUGAGCAGGCGAAGCGGCUGCUCAGUCAGAUCGUGGAGCGAUGCCGGAACGGGAACGAAACCAGCCAGGACGUCCUGAUUCCCGCCAGCAAAGUGGGUCUCGUCAUCGGGAAAGGUGGAGACACCAUUAAACAACUGCAGGAGAGGACGGGGGUGAAGAUGGUCAUGAUUCAGGAUGGUCCCAUGCCCACUGGAGCCGACAAGCCCUUGAGAAUCUCUGGCGACCCUUACAAAGUGCAGCAAGCACGGGAGCUGGUAGCAGAGAUCAUCCGGGAUAAGGACCAGGGAGACUUCAGGACUGGACGACUGGGAGACUUCGGCUCAAGGCUGGGAGGAACCAGUCUGGAUGUGGCAGUGCCGAGGUUUGCCGUGGGCAUCGUCAUCGGCAGGAACGGAGAGAUGAUCAAGAAGAUCCAGAACGAUGCCGGUGUGAGGAUCCAGUUCAAACCUGAUGAUGGAAUCAGUCCAGAGCGGAUCGCUCAGGUAAUGGGACAGCCGGAUCGAUGUCAGCACGCAGUUCACCUCAUCAACGAGCUGGUUCACACAGCGCAGGAGCGUGAUGGCUUCGGAGGUCCUCUGGGUCCCCGUGGCCGUGGUAGAGGCCGCGCCGAAUGGAACAUGGCUCCGGGAGGACUGCAGGAAGUGACCUACACGAUACCGGCAGACAAGUGCGGCCUUGUGAUCGGGAAAGGUGGAGAGACCAUUAAAAACAUCAACCAGCAGUCUGGAGCUCAUGUGGAGCUGCAGAGGAAUCCUCCGCUCAACACCGACCCCAACGUGCGCAUCUUCUCCAUCAGAGGCACCCCGCAGCAGAUGGAGAUGGCCAGGCAAUUGAUUGACGAGAAAAUUGGGGCGUCAGGGAUGGGCGGCAGCAGCAGCUUCGGCCUCAGUCCCUUCACCCAAGGACCGAGCAACCCACACCAGAAUGGACCGCAGACUUUCAUGACAGGAGGUUGGGGAACUACAUACCAGACAUGGCAGCCUCAGGGCCAGCAGGACCCCAGUCACAAUGGCUCGCAGACGGGACAGAUGGAUUAUUCCAAAGCGUGGGAGCAGUAUUAUAAGAAGCUCGGUCAGCAGAGCCAAGCACAGAGCACUGGUUCCGACUACAACAAAGCUUGGGAGGAGUAUUACAAGAAACAGGGUCAGCCUGCAGGUCCUGGCUCUCAGCAGAGCUCUACUCCUGACUACAGUGCUGCCUGGAUGGAGUAUUACAGACAGCAGGGGGCUUAUUAUGGCCAGGGGGCACAGCACUCGCAGGCUCCAGGCCUUCAGGAUCAUUAGAGCGGAUACCUUUUCGUCGAAGAUUUUUGAAUGAUUCAGAAGAUGAAACAAACCUUUUGUAACAGAGGUUUCUAGAUUUGCAACGCCUUGAAGACUUUUUUUUUUUUUUUUUUUUUUUUUUUUUUUUCUUUUCUUAGUGAGAAACACUAGCUGUAGAAUGACUUAUACAAUUAAAAGUAAGAAAUAUUUCUAAAUCAGGAACGUUAAAAAAAAAAAAAAUUGUUACUAAAUACUUGUGUACACCAUUAUUUGAAUGAACAAUAUCCGGGAUUCCUUUUUGGGCAAACAGAGCUGUUUUUGUUUUGUUUUCUUAUUGUUUUUUUUUUUUUUUUUUUUUUUUUCUUUCUAUUCUAUCUUUUUAAUUCAAGUGAAAUGGCCAAAACGAAACCCGGAAUUGUGACAUUUCAGCAAUCGCAAUAUAAUCUAUUUUUUCUAGUUCUGUUGCAAUAAAAUCGUAAUUGCUGGCUUAGCAGUCUUGAAUCCACUUUUGUUUUGUUCUUGUCGUGAGAUGUUUUAAGAAUGUGUAAAAAAAAAUAAUAAAAUAAAAUAUUUUUUUUGGGGUUUUCUUUUCCUUUUUACAUAAAGCAAUUUUAAUUCAGUGUGAUAAAAAAAAAACUGUGAUAUUUUUGUUACAGGAAAAAUGUGUUCUUUUGUUACACAAUAUGACGAGUGAUGAUGGCGAAAGGCAGUCAAUUCCUAAUUUAAUUCCUCUUGUGUUUUGUAUUCUGUUUUUCAUUGUCAUUUUAUUGUACUCUGGUUUAAAAAAUAAAAAAAAAGGUGCAAUAUCUUAUUUCAUAUUUGAAACAAAGAUGGAUUUCUCUAAUAUUUUGACAGAUGUUUAACAUGUAGUUCUUAGAUUUAUUCUUUAUUAAUUUUUUUUCCUUUUCUUUUCGGCGUAUGGAAAUGUAACGGAUAAUUUUUUUAUUACCUUGAUCUGAUAUGGGAAAGAGUGGGGGGGGGGGGGGAUUGUGCAUCUUGCAUAUUGUGAGUUUAUUGCCUUUGCUAUCUUGUAAAACUAUGUAUGUACACUCAGAUACUUGACUAAAUACUUUAUUUAAAUAUAUAUGUAAUUAAAAAAAAAAAAAUCAAAGAAGUUUUUUUUUUUUUCUGUCCUCAUAGUCAUUUUUGCAGGAAAACUGUCCCUGUUUUUCUGUCGUUGUUUUCAUACUGAAUUUUUUUUUUUUUUUCUUUUUUUUUUUUUUUCUUCAAAGAUCGUGAAUGUGUAAUUUGAAAUUUGAUGUUGCAUCUUGAUGUUAUGGACAAAAAAAUGAGAACUGAUAGGUUUUUAUGUAUGUUCUGUACUUUAACCCAUUCAAGACUGCUAAGCCUCCAGAUCCUGUCUGUGUAUUAAUUGUAGUUUUUUAUAUUCUAAGUAUUAAGAUCAAAGUCGUCUUAUUUGGUACCAGCCGGCUCCCCGACACCCCUCCGCCAGUACACACUGUGGACUCGUGUACAGUCCGAUUGCUAAUAACUUUUUAAGUAAAAAAUUUUUUUCUUCUUCUUUUUCUGCUCUGUGUGAUCUAAUAUAUGUAUGAAUGAUUAGUUAUAAAUUGAAUCUAGUAUUAACUUCAUCGCGUAAUGAAAAGGGAUAUUAUAAUUUCAGAUGUUUAAUUUUAGUGUUUUGGGUUUUUUGUUUUGUUUAUUUUUCCUUUCCUUUCCCUCAUGUGUACAGGUAACCGUGUAUUAAAAACAUCAAAAGACUA
Molecule: messenger RNA, 3547 nt
Organism: Ictalurus punctatus (channel catfish)
Lineage: Eukaryota; Metazoa; Chordata; Actinopteri; Siluriformes; Ictaluridae
Gene: fubp3
Product: far upstream element (FUSE) binding protein 3
Exons: 19
Coding region: 99-1844 (581 amino acids)
Biological process (GO): regulation of DNA-templated transcription
Cellular component (GO): cytoplasm; nucleus
Molecular function (GO): mRNA binding
Source: RefSeq, a predicted model, not a curated record